Messenger RNA from Fraxinus pennsylvanica, 1458 nucleotides. Lineage: Eukaryota; Viridiplantae; Streptophyta; Magnoliopsida; Lamiales; Oleaceae. The record is from the annotation of a GenBank genome assembly.
AUGGAUAGUAAUUAUUCAGCUAUUCCUAAACAUCAGUAUGUUGAAUUACACGCGAAAGAUGGAUUUGGAUCAAAAAAUCCAUCUUCGAGAUUGAUUUCUCCUGAUAAUGAAAAUGGGUAUCUAAAUCCAAACAAUGCUCAUGAUUUAGAGGUUGAAGAUGGUGUUGAUUUUGAUGAUUUGCCCCUUAUUUUUGGUAAAAGAGAAUCCGGAUCUGGGAUUUAUGGUGCUGUUUUCAAUCUCACCACCAGUAUAAUUGGGGCAGGCAUCAUGGCCUUGCCUGCCACAAUGAAGGUUUUGGGCUUGGUUUUAGGUGUAAUUUUAAUAUUCUUGAUGGGUAUUUUGUCAGAGCUAAGUGUUGAGUUGCUUGUUCGAUUUUCGGUCCAAUGUAAUGCGUCGUCGUAUGGGGAGGUUGUUCAGGCUGCACUGGGGAGGACAGCUAGGAUUAUAUCAGAAAUUUGCAUAAUUGUGAAUAAUGCUGGCGUAUUGAUCGUGUAUUUGAUCAUAAUUGGGGAUGUUAUGUCUGGGUCGAUCCGUCAUAUUGGGGUUUUCGAUCAAUGGUUGGGUCACGGCGUGUGGGAUCAUAGGAAGCUAGUGAUCAUGGUUGUAAUGGUGCUUUUUCUUGCACCACUCUGUGCUUUGGACAAGAUUGAUUCAUUGAGCAUGACAUCGGCUGCUUCUGUAGCACUGGCAGUGCUGUUUGUUGUUGUUGCAUUUGUAAUAGCCAUUAUUAAGCUCGUUGAAGGGAAAAUUGAGGCUCCGAGGAUGGCACCGGAUUUUGGGUCCAAGCAGGCUAUUUUGGAUUUGCUAGUGGUGAUUCCUAUAAUGUCAAAUGCUUAUGUUUGUCACUUUAAUGUUCAGCCUAUUUAUAAUGAGCUUGAAGGACGGUCACCUCACAAAAUGUACCGAGUAGGGAGGAUGACAACCAUUAUUUGCGUUUUGGUGUAUGCUUCAACUGCCAUAGCUGGGUAUUUACUCUUUGGAAAGGAUACUGAAUCUGAUGUGCUAACUAAUUUUGAUAAGGAUCUUGGGAUUCGUUUCAGCACAGCUUUAAACUACAUUGUCCGAAUUGGAUAUGUUUUUCAUUUGGUUCUUGUGUUCCCUGUUAUACAUUUCUCCUUACGACAAACAGUGGAUACCUUGCUCUUUGAAGGACUCAAUCCCCUCACAGAGAGCAAGAAAAGGUGUAUGGUCUUAACUGUGGUGCUCUUAGGACUUGUAUACUUGGGCUCCACUAUGAUCCCCAACAUUUGGACAGCAUUUAAGUUUACAGGAGCGACCACAGCUGUUUCCUUGGGGUUCACAUUCCCAUCUCUCAUAGCAUUGAGGUUAAGCAAAGAAGGGAACGGAUUGAGCCACUGUGAGAGGUUCUUGUCUUGUUUGAUGUUGACAUUAGCAAUCAUCGUUAGCCUCGUUGGGGUGAUUGGCAAUAUAUAUAGCAUCCAAAGCCAGUCUGAAUGA